This is a messenger RNA of Mytilus trossulus (common blue mussel), 933 nucleotides long. Its product is annotated as short-chain collagen C4-like. The record is from RefSeq and is a predicted model, not a curated record. Bases 1 to 933 code for a protein of 310 amino acids. NCBI's taxonomy places the organism in Eukaryota, Metazoa, Mollusca, Bivalvia, Mytilida, Mytilidae. The transcript has 4 exons.
AUGGUGACAUUCCAAGACGCUCAGUUCGUAGUUAUUAUUGGAGGAUGGAGUAAUACAAUAUCAGCGCUGUACAUAGAAGAACAUAUCUACUAUUAUCAUGGAACACUACUCAAUUCUGAGUAUAAACCGUAUUGGAUAUCUUGGAAUUCUUAUGAGGUGUCUGUAGGUCUGGGGAGUAUACAAGGUAGUGGGGUAAUUUUGUAUGGACAGCCACAAUGUCCGAUUAAAGUAAUCGAUGCUACCUUUGCUUCAAAUUUCGGAGAGACUUUAGAUUACAGGGUAAAUCAGGCAGUUCAUUCGGAACAACAUGAUACGAAGAGAUUACUUCUAAAUGAUCCUGAUGCUGUACUCAAUAGACUUCGCAUUUUAGAGGAGAAAUUUGCACAGUUAGGGACACCAACACAAACUGGCUCAACAUAUAUCAUAUGGGGGAGGAAGCAGUGCCCAAACAACACCAGUGAGCUUGUUUAUUCUGGUUUUGCUGGUGGUGGAGGUGUUGUAGAGACGGGUGCAGCUGCUGAUUACGUUUGUCUGACACCAGAUCCAGUUUUUAACAAGACUAGUGGCACUGACCAUGGUCGUAUGUAUGGUGCCGAAUAUGAAACUAACUUUUGGGCGAAAGACUCCCAUAAUGAAGAUGUGCCUUGUUCUUUAUGUCGUUCAUCUUAUGCAACAACAGUAAUGAUUCCUGGCACGAAUGUCUGCAAUAAUGGUUGGACGAGACAAUAUUAUGGAUAUUUAGCUUCAGGACAUCACGGUCAUCCAGCGGCAUCGGCAUUUGUGUGUGUCGACAUCAGUCCUGAAUACCUACGUGCUGGAUCACGUGAUAGCGAUGGCAAACUGUUUUAUGACGUCAUUGCCAAAUGUGGAUCAUUACCUUGUCCACCAUAUGUAAAUGACUACCCACUUACAUGUGUUGUUUGCUCAAAAUAA